GAGGGAAAGAGAGAGAAGGGAGAGAGAGAGAGAGCGUGAUUCCAGGUCUCUCUCUGCUGCUCUCUCCACUUUGGGUACUCGUACCCAGUCUGACUCAAUGGGGCUUUAGCACUAAGGGGUUAAACGUUAAAAUAAAAGAUAUUUAUUCACCCCAAACCCCCUUUAGUGUUUAGGUUUUGUGCAUUAAGAUAGACAUACAUAGGUCACUCAUUAAGGACAGUCUCCGGGAGAGAGGCAGAGACGUCUCCAGAGGCGUGCCUUUUUGUCUGUUGCCUCGCAGAAGGGUCAGUCGGGUCCCUCUCGUCGGCUGGCUUUCUGUGAGCGGAUAACUUCCACCAUAUCCUACAUUUACAGCUCAACCAGGCCGGCAAACUACUGCAACACUAUGGAUACCGGAGAUUGUCCCUUCCGUAAGAAACGGAGACCAUGGCGCAUGGACUUCUCAUCCUUUGCCUUGGUAAUCGUGGCGCUCGCCGUGUGCCAAACGACCGUGGUUCGGGCAGACCCAGUGGAUGUGUUGCGGGCUCUGCAGGUCCCCUCUCUCCCCGAGGGCGUGAAGAAAGUCCCCGGCUUCUGCACAUCCCGUCGCUCAGGCACCCCCGACCAUGCUUACCGCAUCACCAAGAAGGCCCAGAUCUCUGCCCCCACAAAGCAGCUCUUCUCAGGUCCAUUCCCAGAGAAUUUUUCCAUCAUGGCUCUGGUUAAGGCCCAAGCUGGCCUCCAGGCCUUCCUCCUCUCCAUCUACAGCGAGCAGGGCAUCCAGCAGCUGGGCAUUGAAAUGGGACGCUCACCUGUUUUCCUGUAUGAGGACCAGAACGGCAAGCCAGCCCCUGAGGACUACCCACUGUUCAGAGGCGUCAAUCUGGCUGAUGGCAAGUGGCAUCGCAUCGCUAUCUCCGUUUCAAAGAAAAAUGUGACACUGCUGCUGGACUGCAAGAAGAAGAUGACCCGGGCCCUGCCCCGCGGCAACAACGCAGAGGUCGACACCAAUGGCAUCACAAUCUUUGGAGCCCGUCUGCUUGAUGAGGAGGUUUUCCAGGGAGACAUCCAGCAACUGCUGAUUGCCUCCAACCCCCAGGCUGCCUAUGACUUCUGUGAACACUACAGCCCUGACUGUGACUCCCCACUGCCCAAGACCCAGGCUCAGGACCCCAACACAUACAAGAAGGAGCUCAAUGGAAAAGCAGCCCCCACUAAAUCCACCGCUGUCAAACCUAAACCCACUCCAGCUAAGCCGGCCAAGACCGGACUGUCCAAACUUGUAGUCAAGGCGCCCAUGCCCACCAAAGCUCCCAAGUCUGCCACAGCCAAGCCAUCCAAAGCUAAGCCCACUGCAGUAGAGAUCCUUUUGUCUAAGAUCAAACCAACAGCAGCAGCUAAAUCUAAGCAUACGGCUGCCCCAGCUAAGAACGGCAAUGGUAAACCAGCUGCUGAGAAGAAAGUAAAUGGUGCAGCUAAAGCCAACAGCAAUGGCAAUGGAAAGCCUGUUGUAACAAAAACGAACGGCAAUGGCAAAGCUACAGCUGAUGCCAAGCCUACAGCUCAGGCCAAGGUUAAUGGAAAUGGCAAUGGCAAGGUUGUAGCUGAGAAGAAAGUCAAUGGAAAUGGAAAAUCCUCAGCAGAAAAGAAAGCCAAUGGAAAUGGAAAAUUGACUGUUGUGUCUAAGACUAAUGGAAACAGCAAUGGCAAAGCUACAGCAGAGAAGAAAGCCAAUGGAAAUGGCAAAACUACCACCGAUGUUAAAGAGGUUAAAGUCAAAAUUAAUGGCAAAGCUGAGAAUAAAGUCAAUGGUGAGGCUAAGGCUAACGGCAAUGGCAAAAUUAUUACUGUGGUAGAAAAGAAAGUCGUUAGUAAUGGUGCUACAAAUCAGGCAAAAAUUGAAACCACUACAAAAGCAAAGACUGUGGUCAAUGCAGCUAAAUCAGCUGCCAAAGUAGAAGCUACAAAGGCACCUAAACCCACAAAAGCAUCAAAACCUGAACCUACAAAAGCAGCAAAGGCUGUGGUCACCAAAGCUCCAGCAGCAAAAACCCAAGUAAAGGCAGAAGUCAAAGAGGUCACCAAAGUUAAAACUGUGGUUACCAAAGUCCCUCUGGUCAAACCAACGGUGAGCAAAGUCGUGAAGAAUGUGGUUGAAAAGGUUUCCACCCCGAAGAAAGUACCUCCAACAUCUGCCCCUGUCCGACCAACUCCACCUAGACUCUCGAAAUCCAAGGUGGUGGUGGAAAAUGUUAAAUCCCAGCACAAACCAUUCCCACCCUUUGGCAAGACUGUGCUGAGUGGAACUACAGUCCCAGUGAAGAAAAAUACCAACGGUUACCAACAGGAUGUAGAUACUGAAUAUUCCGAGGCUGGCCACACCGCUACAGAGACUGAUUAUUACUAUGAGGAGACGGUGCCAGAGGGUGAGGUGAUUGGACAAGAAGAGGUCCCUGUACAGCCCCAGGUGGAGACAACGUUGGUGGGAGAGGAGGUAGAUGCCACCAAGGCAGGCGGUGUGGGCGAGGAGGCCUUUACUGAGGAGUAUGUGGACGUGGGCCUUAAGGAAUACGACUAUUCCUACAAGGACUACAAUGAGCCAAUGCUGGAGACUGGAGAGGUCGAAGCCAACAUGGGCCCCGCCCUGUCCGCUGUGACAGACGAGGGAGGCGCCGCCGUCAGAGGCCAGAAAGGAGACAAAGGAGAACCUGCUGUCUUGGAGCCUGGUAUGCUGAUUGAAGGACCUCCAGGACCUGAGGGACCUGCUGGUCCUACAGGCCCCCCCGGCUCCUCUGGACCUCCUGGCUCUGUCGGUGAUCCUGGCGAGAGGGGCCUUCCUGGUAAGGCUGGUCUGGCUGGAGCUGACGGAGUCCCUGGACCUCCUGGAACCUCAGUCAUGCUGCCUUUCCGUUUUGGUCAGAGUGGAGGAGAUAAGGGUCCUGUCGUUUCUGCACAGGAAGCCCAGGCCGCAGCCAUCUUGUCUCAGGCCAGGAUGGCCCUGAAAGGACCUCCUGGACCAAUGGGAUUCACUGGACGCCCUGGACCACUGGGAAAUCCAGGAAGUAAUGGUCUGAAGGGAGAGAGUGGAGACCCUGGCCCUCAGGGCCCCAGGGGAUCCCAGGGUAUAAUGGGACCUCCAGGCAAAGCAGGACGAAGAGGCCGUGCCGGAGCUGAUGGCGCCAGGGGAAUGCCAGGAGAGUCUGGAUCUAAGGGUGACCGUGGUUUUGAUGGCCUUCCUGGUUUGCCCGGUGACAAAGGACACAGGGGUGACUCAGGAGCAAUGGGACCCUCAGGUUCUCAAGGAGAGGACGGAGAGAGGGGAGACGACGGAGACAUUGGACCCAGGGGUCUCCCAGGUGAACCAGGACCUCGUGGUUUGCUCGGACCCAAAGGUCCUCCUGGAAUCUCUGGACCUCCUGGUGUACGAGGAAAUGACGGGCCCCACGGUCCCAAGGGAAACCUGGGUCCCCAAGGAGAGCCAGGACCUCCAGGUCAGCAGGGAACCCCAGGAACUCAGGGAAUGGCAGGACCUCAAGGAGCCCUCGGACCCCCAGGAGAGAAAGGUCCCACAGGAAAACCAGGCCUGCCAGGAAUGCCUGGAGCUGACGGCCCUCCUGGUCACCCAGGGAAGGAGGGGCCUUCUGGCACCAAAGGAAACCAGGGUCCCAACGGUCCCCAGGGAUCCAUCGGCUAUCCCGGCCCUCGUGGCAUUAAGGGAGGUCAAGGAAUCCGUGGACUGAAGGGCCACAAGGGAGAGAAGGGAGAAGAUGGUUUCCCUGGAAUUAAGGGAGAUUUUGGUGCCAAGGGAGAGAGGGGUGAGCUUGGAGUAUCAGGGCCCAGAGGAGAGGAUGGUCCAGAGGGGCCAAAGGGUCGCGUCGGACCCCCCGGUGAGCUCGGACCAAUUGGACUAGUUGGAGAGAAGGGCAAACUUGGUGUACCUGGACUUCCUGGAUAUCCUGGAAGACAAGGACCCAAGGGAUCUCUUGGAUUCCCAGGAUUCCCCGGCUCAAACGGCGAGAAGGGAACAAGGGGUCUUGGUGGCAAAUCAGGGCCUAGAGGACAAAGAGGACCAACGGGCCCCAGAGGGCAGAGAGGACCGAGGGGCGCGACUGGGAAAUCAGGAGCAAAGGGAACUUCUGGAAGCGAUGGCCCUCCUGGUCCUCCUGGAGAGAGGGGAUUGCCCGGACCUCAGGGAGCCAACGGUUUCCCCGGACCAAAGGGACCUCCCGGACCACCAGGAAAGGAUGGGCUGCCUGGACACCCUGGGCAGAGAGGAGAAGUUGGUUUCCAAGGUAAAAUGGGUCCACCUGGGCCUCCUGGAGUCGUUGGACCUCAGGGUCCAUCAGGAGAGACCGGCCCCAUGGGCGAGCGCGGCCACCCCGGACCCCCAGGUCCACCUGGAGAGCAGGGACUUUCUGGUCCCUCAGGGAAGGAGGGCACCAAGGGAGACCCUGGCCCCCCCGGAGGCCCCGGUAAAGACGGACCCCCAGGGCUGAGAGGCUUCCCUGGAGAGAGAGGACUGCCUGGAACCCCUGGAGGUGGAGGACUGAAGGGAAGUGAAGGACCUGCCGGACCUCCUGGACCUGCUGGGUCUCCUGGUGAGAGGGGCCAAGCUGGUACUGCUGGACCUGUUGGACCUCCUGGUAGACCUGGCCCUCAGGGGCCUCCUGGACCCUCUGGAGAGAAGGGAGUUCCUGGUGAGAAAGGGCCUAUCGGCCCGGCCGGUCGUGAUGGAGUGCAGGGUGCCGUCGGUCUGCCGGGCCCUGCCGGAUCACCUGGAGUACCCGGGGAGGACGGAGACAAGGGUGAGGUUGGAGAGCACGGUCAGAAGGGUGCCAAGGGAGGAAAAGGAGAGCAUGGUCCUCCUGGUCCACCCGGGCCAAUGGGUCCUGUCGGUCAGCCUGGGCCUGCUGGUGCUGAUGGAGAGCUUGGACCGAGGGGCCAGCAGGGGCCUUUUGGAGCUAAAGGUGACGAAGGAACCAGAGGAUUCCCAGGAGCCCCGGGACCAAUCGGACUGCAGGGAUUGCCAGGACCCCCAGGUGAGAAGGGAGAGACAGGAGAUGUUGGACCUCUGGGUCCCCCAGGCCCUCCAGGACCCCGGGGCCCCGCUGGACCCAGCGGUGCUGACGGUCCUCAAGGUCCUCCUGGUGGUUUGGGUAAUCCUGGACCUCUUGGAGAGAAGGGAGAGCCUGGCGAGGGCGGACCACCUGGAAUCGUAGGGGAGCCCGGAAAGAAGGGCCCUCGUGGAGAGCGCGGAGAGAAGGGAGAGGCCGGACAGCCUGGAACAGCUGGACCUGCUGGAGGACGGGGACGACCGGGAGAUGACGGACCCAAAGGAAACCCUGGUCCUGUUGGUUUCCCCGGUGAUCCUGGUCCCCCUGGUGAGCUUGGACCCAGAGGUCAAGAUGGCGCCAAGGGAGAGAGAGGAGAAGAUGGCGAAGCAGGCGAAUCUGGCUCCCCUGGACCUCCUGGGGAGAACGGACCUCCCGGCCCACUGGGAAAGAGGGGCCCUGCUGGAACCAGAGGACCAGAGGGACGUCAGGGAGAGAAGGGAACUAAGGGAGACUCAGGUGCUGUCGGCCCCCCAGGAAAAACCGGCCCCGUCGGCCCCCAGGGUCAACCAGGAAAACCCGGAACAGAAGGUCUCAGAGGACUCCCUGGAUCAGUGGGUGAGCAAGGAACUCCAGGACUUGCUGGACAGAAAGGACCACCUGGACCUCUUGGACCUCCUGGUUUGCCUGGUCUGCGUGGAGACCCCGGUGCCAAGGGAGAGAAGGGGCACCCAGGUCUUAUCGGUCUCAUUGGACCCCCUGGAGAGCAGGGAGAAAAGGGAGACAGAGGUCUGCCUGGGCCUCAGGGAACCUCUGGAUCAAAAGGAGAGUCUGGAAUGGCUGGAGGCACCGGACCCAUCGGCCCUGCUGGUCCUCCUGGUCUGCCUGGUCCUCAAGGUGUCAAAGGAGCCAAGGGCUCUUCUGGAGGAUCUGGUCCAAAGGGAGAAAAGGGUGUGCAAGGACCUCCUGGACCUCCUGGCCCACCAGGCGAGGUCAUUCAGCCCCUGCCCAUCCAGAGGAGUCCCAAGUCCAAACGUUCCAUCGACGCCAGCCAGAUGCUCUCCGAGACCGACUCCGACAUGCCUGCAUCUGACACCGCUGGCACUGAGUUCCUGAUGGGCACUGAAGGCAUGGAGGAGAUCUUUGGCUCUCUCAACUCACUGCGACAGGAGAUCGAGACCAUGCGUUUCCCUCUGGGUACCCAGGACAGCCCUGCCCGCACCUGCCAAGACCUGCACCUCAGCCAGCCAGAGCUCAAAGACGGAGAAUACUGGAUCGACCCCAACCAGGGCUGCUCCAGAGACUCCUUCAAGGUCUUCUGUAAUUUCACCAGCGGAGCAGAGACGUGCCUGUACCCCAGCCAGAGCAUCAACACGGUGAAGAUGAGCUCCUGGGACAGUGAGACUCCAGGAUCCUGGUACAGUGAGUUUGCCACUGGUAGUAAGUUCUCCUACGUGGACUCUGCCGGUGAGCCUGUGGGCGUGGUCCAGCUGGGCUUCCUGCGUCUCCUGAGCGUCCAGGCCCGCCAGAACCUCACCUACCACUGCCACCGCUCAGUGGCCUGGGCCGACCAAAGCGCCAACAACAACUACAACAGGGCGCUGCACCUCCAGGGCGCCAACGACGAGAAGCUGAGCUACGAGACCAACCCUUACAUCAAAGCUUUGGUCGAUGGCUGCUCUUAUCGUAAGGGCUUUGACAGGACAGUCCUGGAGAUCAACACACCUCAGGUGGAGCAUCUUCCUCUGCUGGAUAUCAAGGUGUCAGACUUUGGGGAGAGCAACCAGCAGUUUGGCUUUGAAGUGGGACCUGUCUGUUUCCAAGGCUAAAAAUACCACACACACACAGACACACACACACAAACACACACACACGCAUACGCAUCAUGCAAAGAACAACACGUGCCAAUACUCACGCACACACACAUGCACUUAGAGACACACUUUUAUAUAAUAAACAUACAUGCCCAGUAAUUUGUAAAUUAACUUGUAAAUGAUAUGAAACACACAUACACACAAACCCACAGACACACACACUAACACACGCAGAUGCUGUUGUGAGACAACCACACACUCACACUCAAGUACGUGCCUGGGGAAAGCAACAUCCUCCCAACAAUUAAUGGACGUCAAAAAAAAAAGUGAAGAGAAAUUAAAAAACUCGC
This is a messenger RNA of Perca fluviatilis (European perch), 7194 nucleotides long. It is a transcript of the gene col11a2, whose product is annotated as collagen, type XI, alpha 2. Gene Ontology annotation, molecular function: heparin binding; extracellular matrix structural constituent. The record is from RefSeq and is a predicted model, not a curated record. Gene Ontology annotation, biological process: collagen fibril organization; sensory perception of sound; cartilage development. The coding region runs from base 386 to 6859 and encodes 2157 amino acids. The transcript has 65 exons. NCBI's taxonomy places the organism in Eukaryota, Metazoa, Chordata, Actinopteri, Perciformes, Percidae. Gene Ontology annotation, cellular component: collagen trimer.